AUGGCGGCGGCGGACGCGCGGGUGGAAGACGGCGCGGCUGGUUUUGGCGGCUUGUGUAUGGUUGUCCGCAAUGCGCACUAUCGGGCCGUCCGGGCAAAGGACCUGCUCAAGGCUGUGGUGCCCGAGCUGAUGGCAACCAACGCAGCGGUGGCGGUUGCGGUGAGCGAGGGGCGGCUACGGAUGGUGAACGAGUCUGGUGGAGAGGCAGAGGUGGUGGACAUCCGGUCUGCUGCUGCAGCUGUGCCGUUGGGGGCAGAGCUGGUGCUGGAGCUCUCGCCGGUCGACGUCGCUCUGGUCUCGACCGAGGUGGCCACCACAGCCGAUGGCUCCAUCGUUCGCCGACGAGAGGUUGUUGUGCCCGAGCCGAUGACGGCGCUUGAGGCUGCGCAGAAGUUCUUUGCUGACAUGGGUGCACAGUCGCGGCGGUCGACGAAGCGCAUGAUGUUCCACGGCCUGUUCACUGCCGACGGUGGCAACUCGGUCCGCAAAGACCAUCAGCUGCCCGCUGGUGUGCGCCUCGCCCUCGAGCUUCCGCUCGAGUCGUGGACAAGCGCGCGUUGUCGUGCUGCUAGCGAGCGCAACAUCCACGUGGUGUGGGAGGAUCGCGACUUGGCCGUUGUGUCCAAGCCCAGCGGGCUGCGGAGUGCCGGCCAGGUCGACUCGGGAGCCCUGCAGGCGUUUGUGCGGGACAUGUUCCCGCUCGAUCGGCUGCCGCCCGAACUCAUUCCUGAUGACCGGAUGCCGCGAGCUCGGCUGGGAUACUUGCUCGGCAAGACGGUUUCAGGCCUGGUCGUGGUCUUCAAGUCGCGGGCGGCAGCCGAUGCCUGGGCUGACGCCGGUCCACCUGGUCGCCUGCUAUCUGCGGGGCGGCUUGACGAGCUCGAGUUUGACGCUCUUGUAGGCGCACUCAACGGCGUACCUGUCAGCGACGACGGCCUGGUCCGCUGCAUUGACGGAAUGGCGCUAGAGCUGGUGGAGAGCACGCCGUCGAACGCUGUCGGAACGCUGCUCUGGCUCCGCGGCCUGAUGGGCGGCGUAAGCCAUCCGGACGAGCUCUUUGGGGCGCUCGCGGGCUCGGGUGAGCUGGCUUUGAUUGAUCGCCAGGGGCGGACAUCCAAUCGCCGGCAUAUGCCGGCAAUGCUUCACGUCCGACGCAUAGCCUUUGCGCACCCGCGUACCGGAGAGCGUGUGGUGGUCGAAGCCCAGGCGCCAGUCCGAUUUCUCACGCUUCUGGAGCGCGAGGGACGGUUUGCCGCCGAGCGCGGUGCGGUCCGCAAAGCCACCAUCCAAGAUGCGAUUGCAAGCGAGGCCUCUGCGUGGACCGAGGCUGACGCGGCGGCACUGGCUAGCAUGCCCCUGGCGUACAUUGUGGGGUCGGCGACGUUCUGCGAUCUCUCGUUUGCGGUCACGCCCGCGGUCCUCAUUCCGCGACGAUCAUCCGAGGUGCUGGUGGCUGAGGCCAGAGCCGAGUUGGCGCGAAGCGCACGCACCCGGGAUUGUCUCCGCGUGGUGGACGUGGGCACGGGCUCGGGCUGUCUGCUGGUCUCGAUCCUGGCGGCCGGUAUCGAGGGCUCAUCACUCGCCGGUGUCGGCGUCGACAUUUGCCCGGACGCACUCGCUGUGGCACAGGCCAACGCCAGUCGACUCUUGUCACCUAACACGAAUGUGUGCUUUGUCGAGGGCGAUCUAGCUGAUCUCGGCGCUGUUGACGAUCGUGUCAAGAACGCCGACGUGCUGGUGUGCAACCCGCCGUAUGUGGCGGAGCCUCUCGCUGAUCGCCACCUCGACGACGAGACCGUCGAGCAUGAGCCGCUGCUGGCGCUACUUGGCGGCGAGGACGGUCAAGCUGGAUAUGUUGGGCUUGCUGCCUCGCUAUUGCGGAGCCCCGAACUGGUUGCGCCGGAUGGCGCGGUUGUUCUCGAGGUCGGCGUCCGCACUCGCCGCAAGGCCGUCGUCGACUUGUUUGCCGCUGCCGGUUGGAGUCUCGAUCGGGCGGUGGCCGGCUCUGGCAGUGAGUCAACGCCAAGCGGCUCGUCGGCUGGCUGGCUCGAGGUGCUUGCUGCGAGUGUGGCCAUGGCUGCGUCGACCGGCCUCGGCGCUGUGCCGCUGGUGGCAAUGGGCGAUGGCGGGGCGGCGGUGGCUUGCGCCACGGCGGUGGCGGUGGGCGUCAUGCUCGCAAUCUCAUUUGAUCUGGUGACCGAGGCCAUGGCCGAGCAUCCACUGCGGGGAGCGCUCGGCCUCCUCUGCGGCGUCCUGUUCAUCAUGUGGUCGUCCGAGACGGUGACCAGGCUUCGCGGGCUAUCACUGGCGGGACUGUCUGGGACAGCAGCGCGGCGAGCGCUGCUGCUUGUGGCGAUCAUGACGCUGCACUCGAUCGGCGAGGGAGUGGGCGUCGGCGUGGCGUAUGCAACGCCUGGCUCGCACGAUGGCAGCGCCAGCAUCUCGGGCCUGUACAUGGCGCUCGCGAUUGCGUGUCACAACAUCCCAGAAGGCUUAGUGGUGGCGCUGCGGAUUCGGGCCAAGGGCGGGUCGUUCCUGGCGGCGAUGGGGUAUGCGGCGCUGACGUCGGCGCCGCAGCCGCUUGUCGCGGUCCUGGCUUUUGUCUUUGCGGACACGUUUUCGCGGCUUGUUCCGCUGGGGCUCGGCUUUGCUGGCGGCUGCAUGAUUUGGGUGACGUUUGCCGAGCUUGUACCCGAGGUGCUCGACGACUUGCCGCCUGCGCUCGCCGGGAUGGUGGUGUGCGUGAGCGUCUCGGGCAUUUCGCUGAUCAAGGCACUACUUCCGAUGUGA
Thecamonas trahens ATCC 50062 is the source of this 2790-nucleotide messenger RNA. RefSeq names its product chain release factor methylase subunit. Gene Ontology annotation, cellular component: membrane. Gene Ontology annotation, biological process: transmembrane transport; protein methylation; metal ion transport. Gene Ontology annotation, molecular function: nucleic acid binding; metal ion transmembrane transporter activity; protein methyltransferase activity. The transcript is spliced from 2 exons. The record is from RefSeq and is a predicted model, not a curated record. The coding region runs from base 1 to 2790 and encodes 929 amino acids. Lineage: Eukaryota; Apusomonadida; Apusomonadidae.